AUCGAUCCCGACGGCCACGGAACAGGCGAUGCACCCAUUUAUGUCUCAUGUAACAUGACGACAGGUUGUCAAAAGAGGAUUGCCAAUGUUCUUUUGUCAUCGUUACAUUUUUGUUUUUUUACUUGGAAAAUAGGAUCUACUUUAAUCCCGCACGACAGCGAAGAAGCCACAGAUGUUGGCCAAUGCUGGGAUGCAGGAUGUUACAGCCGACCGAUCCAAUACAAUGCCACUAUGAGACAAAUGAUCGCCCUCUUGGAAUUAUCAUCUGAUUGUACGCAGUCUGUCCAGUACGACUGCAAAAUUGCUCCAAUGGAAUUCAACGGAGAAUCUCAGAGUUGGUGGACUGAUCGACACGGGGUCCGACAUAACGACUUCACCGGUGGGAACUCGACUCAAUCGAAAUGCCAAUGCGCGCUGGAUAAUUCCUGUCUCGAUCGCAAAUUGCAGUGCAACUGUAACGCUCUUUCACCCAUAGAGACUACCGACACAGGUUUAAUUAUGGACAAAUCCUCUCUUCCCAUCACGCGGCUGAAUUUUGGACGCAUUUUGGCUCCACCCUCUUCCGGCCGGUACAUCCUCGGACGGCUGGAAUGUCACGGUCUUCAAAUGAUCUCAAGUGUUAAACGACUGCCAACUUCGUGCCAAGAUGUGUGGCGAACUGGCUACACAACUUCCGGUUUGUAUUCGAUCCUGCGAUCCGAAAUAUCUGAAACUGUGUUUUGCGACAUGACUCAAGUGCCAGGUGAGGAAAAGGCUCUUUCCUCAUUCGUUUCUACCGAACAAUUUAACUUAAUAACUGAGCGAUUGAAUAAAGCGGACGAGCGAAUUCAGAGACAAGCAAUGCGAAUCAGGAACUCCGUGGUUCGAUUGAAUUUGUUUCUAGGUAGACAGGACCGGACAAACAGCUUGCAAAUCCGCAAAUUAGAGUCGAUAGACGAGAAACUAGCGAGAGAUUUGAGAGAACUUUUCAACGGCCAUCAAAGACAAAACGAGGAAAUAGCAGAACUUAGAAGAAGAUCAGAUCGCCCUGCGGGAAAAUCAUUGACGCGGAUGCCGGCAAACUGUCACGAUUUGAAGACUAUGGGUCACGCCCUGAGCGGAAUUUACCCCGUCAAGGGAGACGAUAACAUCGAUAUGGUCUACUGCAACAUGACAUCAGGUGCCCCUCGAGAAACCUGGAUAGGAAAGGCGGACGUAGCGUCAUCUUUGGUCUAUUUUUACGUCCUAAGGAAAUCACCGUUCUACUUGGAAGGAAGAGGAAAUGUGCAAUCUAUCCUACCUUUUGAGAUAACUCGAUCCAAUCAAGGAGGUGGGAUGGACGCGAAAAAAGGUGUUUUUACUGUUCCCAAGUCCGGAACGUACGUGUUCCGAUUCUCCUUUGGAGCCAUCAAACGUGAAAAGCCCCAGCAUGUGUCGGUUACUUUGGUGCUGAAUGACGUCGAGGAUGUGGCCAGCAUCUACGGCAGCGAUCACCAGGGCUUUUUCUCGCUUUCCCUUCAAUCAAUCUUGAACCUGAGAAGAAAAGACAAAAUUCAUUUAGUACUUCAGUCUGCAUCGGGAGGAGGAAAUUAUGAAGACAUUGACAUGACUACACACUUUAGCGGCUUCCUACUUGAUGAACAGUUGUUUUGAAAUUCUCAUCCUAAAAUGUUAAUUUCCAAAGAUUAAGUAUUUUCUGUUUGUACUGUAAUUUGUUCAAAACCUGACAUGUGGCACGAGUUGAUUAUUUUGAAAAGACUUUUGUCGCUAUCGAUGCAAUAAUUAAAAUCAAAAUGUUAUUUGUUGAUCUUAUAACGCCCUUGAGACCAUUUAGUACACAAUUUUCCUUUUUA
Molecule: messenger RNA, 1832 nt
Organism: Daphnia pulicaria
Lineage: Eukaryota; Metazoa; Arthropoda; Branchiopoda; Diplostraca; Daphniidae
Exons: 6
Coding region: 55-1632 (525 amino acids)
Molecular function (GO): protein binding
Source: RefSeq, a predicted model, not a curated record